Messenger RNA from Melitaea cinxia (Glanville fritillary), 2193 nucleotides. RefSeq names its product glucose-6-phosphate isomerase (gene Pgi). The coding region runs from base 1 to 1761 and encodes 586 amino acids. Gene Ontology annotation, molecular function: carbohydrate derivative binding; glucose-6-phosphate isomerase activity; monosaccharide binding. Gene Ontology annotation, biological process: glucose 6-phosphate metabolic process; glycolytic process; gluconeogenesis. The record is from RefSeq and is a predicted model, not a curated record. The transcript is spliced from 12 exons. Gene Ontology annotation, cellular component: cytosol. NCBI's taxonomy places the organism in Eukaryota, Metazoa, Arthropoda, Insecta, Lepidoptera, Nymphalidae.
AUGUCAGUUCGACAUUACUUAUCAACCUUGUUGAUAGGGCAGUUUCGGCAUUCUUAUACACCGCGUACUCGAAAACUUUAUUUGAAAAUGGAGCCUAAAGUGAAUUUGAAACAAGACCCGGCUUAUAAAAAACUACAAGAAUUCUACGAUGUGAAUGGUGGAAAAAUUAAUAUUCCACAACUAUUUCAACAAGAUCCGGAGAGGUUUAAUAAGUUCAGUUUACGCAUCCCCACACCAAAUGAUGGUGACAUCCUUCUGGAUUACUCUAAGAACAGGGUAGAUGCUGCUGCCUUGUCAUUACUGUUGGAGCUGGCCAAGAGUCGUGGAGUGGAACAGGCUCGAGAUGCAAUGUUUUCUGGUCAAAAGAUCAACUUCACUGAGGAUCGUGCAGUACUACACAUAGCACUUCGUAAUAGAAAGAAUAGACCUAUCUUAGUCAACGGCAAGGAUGUUACUCCUGAUGUCAAUGCUGUACUCGCUCAUAUGAAGGAAUUUUCAGAACAAGUUAUCAGUGGCAAGUGGAAGGGGUACACAGGCAAAGCAAUAACAGAUGUUAUCAACAUCGGUAUCGGGGGCUCAGAUCUCGGACCACUCAUGGUCACCGAGGCGCUCAAACCCUACGCUAAUCAUCUAAAGGUACAUUUCGUAUCCAACAUCGACGGAACCCAUCUAGCUGAAGUCCUGAAGAAAUUGAACCCUGAGACAGCUCUCUUCAUCAUAGCGUCCAAAACAUUUACAACGCAAGAGACUAUCACCAACGCAACUUCAGCCAAGAACUGGUUCUUGGAUGUCGCUAAAGACCCGUCCUCAGUAUCAAAGCACUUCGUAGCGCUGUCUACAAACGGGGAAAAGGUUUCCGCAUUCGGUAUCGACCCCAAGAACAUGUUUGGUUUCUGGGACUGGGUGGGAGGCAGAUACUCGCUCUGGUCUGCUAUCGGUCUAUCCAUCUCUCUGUACGUCGGCUUUGAGAACUUCGAGAAGCUUCUAGAAGGAGCUAGCUUCAUGGAUAAUCACUUUACAACGGCACCGUUGGAGAAAAAUGCGCCAGUUAUCUUAGCGCUGUUAGGAGUGUGGUACAGCAACUUCUACGGAGCGGAGACGCACGCCCUCCUCCCCUACGACCAGUACUUGCACAGAUUCGCAGCGUACUUCCAACAAGGCGACAUGGAGAGCAACGGUAAAUACGUCACACGUGGGGGGGAUGAGGUGCAGUACAGCACGGGCCCCAUCGUGUGGGGGGAGCCGGGGACCAACGGGCAACACGCCUUCUACCAGCUGAUACACCAGGGGACCAGAUUGAUUCCCUGUGACUUCGUCGCACCAGCACAGACCCACAACCCCAUAUCCGGAGGCGUACACCAUAAGAUCCUACUCGCCAACUUCCUGGCACAGACCGAGGCUCUCAUGAAAGGCAAAACUGCAGAAGAAGCCAAAGCAGAGUUAGAAAAGUCUGGUAUGACACCAGAAGCGAUCGCUAAGAUCCUGCCCCACAAGGUGUUCAAGGGCAACCGACCGACCAACUCUAUCGUUGUCAAGAAAGUAACGCCGUUCACUCUUGGGGCACUUAUCGCUAUGUACGAGCACAAGAUCUUCACCCAGGGUGUGAUCUGGGACAUCAACUCAUUCGAUCAGUGGGGAGUUGAGCUCGGCAAGCAACUCGCUAAGGCCAUAGAGCCGGAACUACAAGACUCCAAGCCCGUGGCCUCUCACGAUGCCUCCACGAACGGUCUCAUCAAUUUCUUGAAACAAAAUUUUGCUUAGAAUAAUUUUUAUUUAAUUAAUUUCUAACUCUGAAUUUUGACUAAUAAAAAGCAAUAAUUUUUGGAUUUUAUUAGAACUUUUUUAAAUGCUUAUUUAUAUAACUUAUUCGAAAAAAAAAAGUAAUUUGUAGAGAAUACGUUUAGUAUUGUACAUUUAAUAUAUGUCCUGUACAAUAAAAUGUAAUUAUGAGAAUAAAAUUUAUAAAAGAAAAUGCACGAAAUCACACCACUAUAUAAAUGGUACAAUUAUUAUUGAUGCGAUGUUAAAAAUAAUAUAUAUUUUAUAUUAUAUAUGUACUGGUUUUUGUGAAUGCGAUCUGUUUAGUAUUGAUCUAUAUUGUCUAUUACUUGUAUUUAAUACUUAAGUAUGUAACAUUUAUUUAUAUAUGUUUAUGAAUAGACUGUGCAAUGUAAAAUAAAUUAAUAUAAAAUU